Messenger RNA from Arachis stenosperma, 3652 nucleotides. Its product is annotated as suppressor of RPS4-RLD 1-like. The record is from RefSeq and is a predicted model, not a curated record. NCBI's taxonomy places the organism in Eukaryota, Viridiplantae, Streptophyta, Magnoliopsida, Fabales, Fabaceae. Gene Ontology annotation, molecular function: protein binding. Gene Ontology annotation, biological process: negative regulation of DNA-templated transcription. The transcript is spliced from 23 exons. Bases 297 to 3413 code for a protein of 1038 amino acids.
AAAAAAAGAAAAAGGAAAUUCCAGUUUUUCACUUACGGGAAAAGAGAAAGAGAAAUCCGUGCACUUCACGCGUCAUCCCCAAGGCGCUGUUACUCUCUUGCCUCCGCCUCCUCCUUCCUCCUUUCUCCGUCUCUUUUCUCAACCUUCGAUCUAAAAACUCUUAAACCCUUCGCCAAUUCUCCAAUUCACGACUUACAACACCCACCCAAAUUUCGUUCCCAAAUCCCAAGAAACCGUUACAAACUAGCACAUUCAUUUCUGAUCCGGUUCACCCGGGUUCGGUUCGGUGCACUGCCAUGGCUCCUGCGCUCUCCGAGCGAGUUGAGCUUGCAAGGUUCUGCGCCUCCAAGGAAUGGUCCAAGGCCAUUCGGAUACUUGACUCCCUUAUUUCUUGUUCCCCUACAAUUCAAGACAUAUGCAACCGAGCCUUUUGUUACAGCAAAUUGGAGCUGAAUAAGCACGCGAUUAAGGAUUGCGAUAAAGCUCUGCAGGUUGAUCCUACGCUUCUUCAGGGUUAUAUUCUCAAAGGUAGUGCACUUUCUGCAUUGGGAAGGAAAACAGAUGCUAUUUUGGUAUGGGAGCAAGGACAUGAACAUGCUUUGCAUCAGGCCACAGAUUUGAAACAGCUGCUAGAACUUGAAGAGCUCUUGAAAACGGCAAAACAAGGCAAUGAUGCAUCUUGUGAAACUAAUGAGUUGUCCAUGCCACAAUCAAUAUUGAAGUCUUCAAAUAAGGGGAACUCAGGGGCAGAUAUGAAUCAGGAUAGGUUGACUGCUCAGGCUGAAUCACCUGGAAAUGGCAGCAAUAAAUCUGAGAUAUGCCUAAAGUCUAAUGUGGACUUUGAGUCAAAAACUGACUUGCGUGAUGAAAAUGAAGAGCCAAAAAAAUUUGAUGGCCAAGUGAAUGAAAGCCCUGAUGUUAUUGAGAAUCUAAGUUACAAUUCUGAAUCAUGUAAUGACUCAAGUGACGCUUCAGAUUCCGGUGAUAAAGUGCCUAGGAAUAGUAGUGACUCAAUUAAUAUCUCUGAGAUUCUUAGGACUCCAGUUAGUAAGUUUGUUUUUCCCCAUGAGGGAAAAGAAGAAGCCAGGAAAUAUAAGAAAUUUUGUGUUGCUAAAGUUUCUAACAAAAAUUCCAUAAGCGUAGAUUUUCGACUCUCAAGGGGAAUACAAGCGGUCAAUGACGGAAACUAUGCUCAAGCCAUAUCAAUUUUUGACAAGAUACUGAAAGAAGAUACUGCAUAUCCUGAGGCAUUGAUAGGAAGGGGGACGGCAUAUGCUUUCAAGAAAGAGCUUAAUUCUGCUAUAGCUGAUUUUACAAAGGCUAUACAAUUUAAUCCAUCGGCUAGUGAAGCAUGGAAAAGGAGAGGUCAAGCCCGGGCAGCCUUGGGAGAGUUUGUUGAGGCUAUUGAAGAUUUGACUAAGGCACUAGAGUUUGAACCUGAGUCAGCUGAUAUUUUACACGAGAGAGGAAUUGUCAAUUUCAAAUUUAAAGAUUUUGAUGCAGCUGUUAGAGACCUGUCAUCUUGUGUGAAGCUUGAAAAGGAUAAUAAGUCUGCUUACUCAUAUUUGGGUUUGGCAUUAUCUUCUGUUGGUGAAUAUAACAAAGCUGAGGAAGCACAUCGAAAAUCACUUCAACUUGAUAGAAAUUUCCUUGAAGCAUGGGCACACCUGGCUCAGUUCUAUCAAGAUUUAGGAAAGCCAAUGAAAACUCAUGAAUGUCUAAAUGAGGUGCUGCAAAUUGAUGGGAGGUUUGUCAGAGCAUAUCAUAUGCGUGGCCUUCUGUUCCAUGCAAUGGGUGAGCACAGAAAGGCUAUCAAGGAUUUAACAACGGGACUGAGCAUCGACGGAACCAACAUUGAGUGUUUAUAUUUACGAGCUUCCUGCUACCAUGCUGUCGGACAAUACAAAGAGGCGGUCAAGGAUUAUGAUGCCGCACUAGAUUUGGAAUUAGAUUCAAUGGACAAGUUCAUCCUCCAGUGCCUUGCAUUCUAUCAGAAAGAGAUUGCUCUUUACACAGCCUCAAAGUUUAAUGGUGAUUUUUGCUGGUUUGAUGUUGAUGGGGAUAUUGAUGCACUUUUUAAGGAGCACUGGUGCAAGAGAUUGCAUCCAAAGAAUGUAUGUGAAAAGGUGUUCCGGCAACCCCCUUUGCGUGAGUCUUUAAGAAAGGGAAAAUUUAAACGGCAUGAUUUUACUCUUACAAAGCAGAAGGCUACUCUUAUACAGGCUGCGGACUCAACUGGCAAUAAAAUCCAAUAUGAUUGUCCCGGUUUUCUUCCUAAUAGGCGUCAGCAUCGUAUGGCAGGAUUUGCUGCCAUUGAAAUUGCACAAAAGGUCUCAAAGGCCUGGCGUUCCAUGCAUGUGGAAUGGAAAUCUUCUAAUAAAAACAACUCAAAGUCUGGGAAAAGGGCUAGGAGAAGGGAAAGAGUUAAUAUGCCCAGUCAAAACAGAGGAGGGGCUGGUUGUACUACGAGCAGUGCCUUGGAAUCAUAUUCACACGGCACUAUAGAAGAAAGAUCAUCCAGUCGUACCAUGUCAUGGCAAGAUGUUUACUCACUGGCUGUUAGAUGGAGACAGAUUUCUGAGCCUUGUGACCCUGUUGUGUGGGUGAACAAGCUAAGUGAGGAGUUUAAUUCUGGGUUUGGCUCUCACACACCUUUGAUUCUUGGACAAGCCAAAGUUGUCCGUUACUUCCCUAAUUAUGAAAGGACAUUGGAUAUUGCAAAGACUGUCAUGAAAGAGAGAUCAUAUGUCUACAGCGAAAAAGAUAAGAUCAUCCAUCUUGCCAAAGAUGGGAAACUGGAAGAGAUCAUGCAUGCAAAAUCAUGCUCUGAUCUCUACAGAAUUGUUGGUGAGGAUUUCUGGUUGUCUACUUGGUGCCAGAGUGCUGCAUUUGAAGGGAAGCAGCUUGAAGGGACAAGGAUAAGCCUUGUAAAAAUGGGGGAACGUGGUUAUGACUUUGCAAUAAGAACACCUUGCACUCCUGCGAGAUGGGAAGAUUUUGAUGCAGAAAUGGCAAUGGCAUGGGAUAAUCUAUGCAAUGCUUACUGUGGUGAAAACUAUGGGUCUACUGAUUUCGACAUGCUUGAAAACAUCAGAGAUGCAAUUUUAAAGAUGACAUAUUUCUGGUAUAACUUUAUGCCAUUGUCCAGAGGAUCAGCUGCAGUGGGGUUCAUAGGUAUGCUUGGUUUGUUCCUCGCUGCCAAUAUGGAGUUCACAGGAAGCAUCCCUCAGGGCUUACAAGUUGAUUGGGAGGCCAUUUUGAACUUAGAUCCAAACUCGUUUGUGGAUUCGGUUAAAUCAUGGCUAUACCCAUCUUUGGAGGUGACAACCUCGUGGAAAGACUACCCUGAUGUUUCAUCAACUUUUCCAUCAACAGGGUCCGUUGUUGCUGCUUUAAGCUUUUCUGAUGAUUGAGCUCCUUUAAGAAAUGCCCAAGUGAGUUAACUGCCUGUAUUAUUGUGAAAUAAAUAAUCCGUCACAUUAUAACUAUGUUAGCUGUUGUAUAAUAAUGUAACUUCAUGGCAUCGGAUUAUAAAGUUAGAAUUUUUAUUUUUCCGAUUUAUCAAUAAGUGAAGACUGGUCACAUCAUACCCGUGUUUAGCUGUUGUACAAUAAUGCAAUAGGAGUUAAUAUAUUAUUGCUUUCUGUUUGUA